This is a messenger RNA of Vitrella brassicaformis, 5912 nucleotides long. The record is from the annotation of a GenBank genome assembly. NCBI's taxonomy places the organism in Eukaryota, Vitrellaceae.
GCUAUAGCUAGCUGGCUGUUUGAGAGAAGGUCUGCAUACAGGCACAAGAGACGGCAUCUGAGGAUGACUGAAUGUGAAUGUGUUCAAGUGUGAGUGACGUCGAACCGCCACGCCAUGACAAGCGCAUCAGCGCAGUUGUCACCAAAAAAUUAUCUACUGCGUGUCUUCGUAUCGCGUCUUACAAUGCCCCCUGCUCCCGUGCCACCACGGCACGUCGCACACGCAGUACACCAUCCAUUAAAACACAGACGUCACACCAUGACAACACAGAUGUCCAACAUGCAUCCGCCCUCAAAAAAUCAUGACUCAAAACGAGAGUACAGGCCAUCAUCAUAGCGCCCCACUCCAGCCCAGACAGAACAUCAACCAAGCACCACCGAAGGCACGCUGCCUACCACUCAGCAGCUGGGUUGAACACUGCACGACCACUACGACUACGACUACACACAAGCGCACCAAUCAUCUCAAUGAGCAAUACGGCCAGUGAGAAAGGCAGGCAGGCAGGCAGGCAGGCAGACAGAGGGGGAGAUAUACACUCACUCAAGCCUGUCUGCGCGUGCAGCGCAGGCAUCAAACAACAAAAGAAACAUCAAACAACAAAAGAAACGUCUCCCCCGGUAUCGGGAGAGAGGAGAGGGAGGCCAAGCCAAUCGAGACAGCCAUCAGAACGCCACAGAGAGAGGCGAUAGAACAACAGCACGCAGGGGCUGAGACGGCACACACAUCGACGUGCGCACAAGCGGCGCACCGCACCGCACACACGUGGAGGAGAGGAACGUACCAGAAGACACACAGACAGACAGACAGACCUUGACAAAAGCCGGACAGAGCACCCCACCCACAGAGACGCACAAGAAGGCGGACGAAAUGCGACAGAAGUAGAUCCCCCACAGACAGACAGAGAGACCGAAAGACAGAGAGAGAGAGAGAGACCCAAACUCACACACAUUUGUAAACCACACACUUACUCUCGCGAGUACGAGAGAGGUGAACCACGCAUAUAAGUAAGUAUAAAACCCAUGCAUUGCAUUGCGUUGCAUUGGUGUCCGUCCGCCCACAGACUGUCUAUCUAUCUACAGGCCUUUUCUUCGAUGCAGACGGCGCCACUGGUUGACAAAAAGGAAAAGAAUAUUGGCCGCCGAGAGCACGAUCGCCGCCAGACUGAUCUCAGGCACGUGAUGCGCCCAGAUACCCUCACCGCUGUCAGCGAGAAACACCGUCAGAAGCUGAUUGACCCACACAACCAUCCCAGGGCACACUGAGGUGGAUUCAAUAGGUACGCGCUAUGCCACCAUCUGACCUGAAUGGCGAGCAUCGGGCCUGUGCCGACAAGGGAGAAAGGCUCCGCCCUCUGAAGGCGUCACAUGAGACAACGUGGUGUCCAUGACAUGUUGCAGUGUGGUCGAUGUCAGUGUGCUUCUUGUGUUGGUGGUGUCGCUGGGUACCUCAAAGUCAUCACUUGGCAGUGGGAUGGCGAAGAAGGGCAGGCUCCACAGGUGAGACCAGCAAAGAUUCAGGACACUAAUGAUCACACCCACAGUCAGCACACGCAUACACACAGUGGUAUCUCUCUUCCUUGGUGCUCGGCACACCUGAUGCUGAAGAAUGAACCUGCAAUGACAGACAAGGAGGCACAUACCAUCAGCGUGAAACUCGCCAACGAAUCCCCCCCGCCCCGUCCUGCCCUGCCUCGACUUCCGUCCUUGUCUCCUUUUUUCUCUCUGAGUGGCUGGCUCACCGAAGAGCACGAAGACCAGACCAUAUCCCUGACCGCCGUAGGGGCCCAUCCCCUCCACCGACAAACUCUGCAGGUGGUGCUCGAAGUGGGUCUCUGGCACGCUGGACUUGCCGAGGCUCCCCGCCGCGCUCAUGCUGGUGGUCGGGACGUUGGUGGUUGGCGUGGAAGGCGGGAUGUUGUCGUUGCUUGACAGCUUGAAUGAAUCAGCGUUGCUGGGCAGCGACGACAACAUCCUGCCGGCCUUGUCGGUCUUGCUCGGGGUGUCGGGGACGGAGAGCAUGACGGGGGCUGUCGUCAUCUGCUUCGGGGGCUGAGGAAGGACGGCCAUCCUGUCCCCUUGCUGCUCAGCUCGGGAAAAGUCGCCGUCCUCUGCUAUCGGUGCUGGUCUGCCCUCCUGCUGAUCCUGCGCGGGGGUGACGCCAGAGGGCCAGACGGUGUCAUCCGACAGCAUGCUCAUGGCGAAAGAUGGACAGUAUGACAGGUAGCUGGCGUUGCUCCGGCCGCUCUCAGUGGCCACUGGGAUUGCAGAGUGCUCCGGGCCGUGGGCAACCAUAUAUUCCGCGUCACGAGAUGGGAAUUCGAGCAGCUCCUCCACUGGGAUGGUAGUCACGGACCCACUGCUAUUGCAGGGAUCAUCAGGCCCCAGGGGAAAAGCAGUGCCGUGGAACGUCACCGAGCGACGGGGCUUGUUGUCCACGAUUGCCGUGUCAAAACUCGACAUCUCUUUCAGGGCCGAUCGACGCGAGGGGGCUGGGCGUUGAAGAAAGAAACUGCGGUAGAAGGGGUCAGCUUUCACCUGAAGGUGUGGGGAGCACGCCAGUGAGAGGGCAAAGUGAUCGGUAUGCCUGACUCGUAACCUCACCCAUUGAAUGUUCCUCCACACCAUAAAGCACUGGACACAGCAAGAAAUCAACACAGGACGUCACAAAACACGGACACAAUCGUUGCAGAGGAUAGAUACCUCAUUGAACACAAUCAUGAGAAGCAGGUGUGCAACUCCACACCAAAAAAGAAGGCCGGUGUCGCUGCCAGCGAAGAGAAAGCCGACAAACACCACGUGCACCAAGGCACCCAGUGCGGCCAACACGGCCGCCAUCACGCGCCUGGUACAAAGGAUGACACACACAUACAAAAGAUGACAGCUCGGAUCGGCCCCUUCGGCUUCGUCUUUUUGUACCAUAUAACUGUCGUCCCGUUUCGCUUGCGGCUUUGGUACGCGGCCGCGGCGGUGAAUAAAACGGCCAGCACCACGAUGAACAGCGCAAUGAAGGGCGAGGCCGAGAUGUCAAAGGGGCACGGCUUGCCGUAUGCCUGCGCUGUGUUUGGGACGCUCAAGACCAGGAGCGACAGAGACGUGAACCUACAGCAUGACAAGAAAUCAGACACAUGCAACCGAACAUGCAGGGGUGUCGUCUCACCGAGAGCGGUAGUGGUCGAGGUCGCAGCGAAAGCCCUGGGGUCAUUCAUGUACACAUGUUGGGUGGAAAUCCGAUCGUGAGGGUACCUGCUCGAUCAGAUCCUCAGGGCAGUAGCGGGGACCAGAUAUAGCAAUGGGCUGCACAUUGCAUGAUGUCAGACUUGAAAAUAAAUGGAUUGGCGGCAUCCUGUGGGUGCGUGCACGCGGCUUACCUCGACCUGGUCCAAUACCCACUUGGUCACGUUGGCAUGCAGAACACAUCUUCGGGGUAAAGCGACAAAUGCCUCACAGUCUGGAUUUCUCAAGCACUGGCAGGAGAGAGGGAGAGAGAAGUGAAAGGAAAAGGCGUCGGGAAUCGAUGGACAUGUAGACAUGGCUUACGUGUCUGCAGGAAGGAACAGAAGCGAGAAGCAAGAAGAGUUCAAACUUAGUGCGAAAGCGUUGCGCGCCUACCCAUGGCACUCCUCGACAGAUGAAGCGCUGCAUCAUCGAUGGACACGGACAGAAGACGCAUCCUAAGCCAUUACGCGCUCAUGAAUAUCUCUGCCGUUCGCCACUUACAAGGGCAAGUCGCGCACAAUUGCCGAAGCAUUCGGAGAUGGCUCAACGCCAAUCGUGUAACUGUUACAAACCCAGGCAAAAAGAGUUGAAUGCUUCUCCACAAGACGAUAAUGCACUCACCACCCGCAAUGCGCUGGGGGAUCUCGAAGCUCGCUCGACCUUAUUGCGUAGGGUUUUGUCACUUGCAGCGAUGGCGGCAGCCCUGUGCCACACAGAACUCAGAGCGUCAUUGACAGUUUCGGUCAAAUAUUCGAUUCCCCACUUGCCUAGGUCGCCUCUGUGAAAGUUCCUCUCCUCUUUACUUCCUCUCCUCCCAAACGCUGUCAACGAGACGCCAAGAGUAAUACAAUGCGGGAGCGCACGACUCUUGUUGGUGCGGUGCCGAAUCUGUGUGUGGAACUUACCACGCGCCUCUGGGUCAGUCGGGAGACCUGAGAUUAAGCCAGCCAUGACGGAUGGACGGAUGGAUCACAGUCAUGCUCGAGUGCUCUGACCAUAAUAUAGACGGGGAUCAGCGGGCUCCAUGUUGUGGCCGUCCUCGUGAAAAGGCGGCAAGUAAGGCUGCGGGACAGUAGCGUUGCCAGCCCCACAAUCUCUGUCCUCUAUGUUGCCCGCUAUUGCUCCAGGAAAGCACACUCGGGCUCUGUCAGUGUUGCGAAGGAAACACGCUGACAAACAUGACAGCAGAGAAAAUCGGCGAGCGGGAUUUUCCCUUUUCUCUCGUGUCCUCUCGAUUACCGCCUUCGACGAUUUUCCCGUCGCGCGGCCAUCUCUCGUACCAACUGAACUGAGUGCAUAUGGGCUGACCAAACGUACGCAGAAUGCCCAUGCAAAUGUCAUCUUUUGGCAUCUUUCCCGUUUCCCUCGUACUGCUUGAUGACAUCGUUCGUGACAUUCUGCGACAACGACCAUCCACAGACAGAGCCGAAGGACAUCGGUGGCUCUAGUGUUCAUCUUGUGCGUGGCCUUACCUUCGUAGGAGAGGACACUGCCCUGCUCGAAUCCUGACCUGUGUGAGUGAGUCAGUGAGCGAGUGAGUGAGUGAGAGAGAGCACACCAGCAGUGAGGCCAGUGGGUCUCUCAUGCGCCAUACCGGUCUCCUUGGUACCAAAGAGUUGCCACAUUCCUCUCGAAACAACCAGAGGGAACGCCACCUCCAGGACAACAAUAUACAAAGACAGAAAACAUAGUCGAUACGCAAGAACGAUCAAUACGUCAAUUCUGCUUGCGUGCCCGCCUCACCCACCUCUGUCGCAAUCCAGAGACUGCUUUGCUCCACUGAUGACGACAAACACACACAUACAACUCUCUUUACUGGCGUCCAUUGAUCAGCCGAUGCACGCCUCUUCCACCUGACGAUUAUCUUGCCCGCGGUGUCGACGCCCGACUCAACUUCUCGCUUGGGCCGCCUCCCCUCGUCGCUGCUCUUCAUGAGGCAGCCUCGUGGCGACCCCUCUUGGAUCCACGUCCAAGCGUUGCAACGAGUAUCAUGGAUACACGCGCGCGCACAGUCAUAGGGUCUUGAUACCAUAUGGGGCUGGCGGUAUCAACAAGACAAGCUAUGAAGCAAGCUAUUCGUCGAACAGCCUCUUGUUGAGUGUGUGCUCUCUCACCUGUCCCAUGAGCAUCUCAAUGUCGUGACCUUCGUACCUGCGAGCAACACAGAUGUAGGGUCAUACUGUCGGCCCUUCAUUUGUCAGUCGCCUGUGAACAGGACUUACACAACGUCCCACUGCAACACACACAGACCCACAGCAAUCAGAUGUCUGGGAGCCACUUCUCACUCUCACCUCGUAGCAGGAGAAACCUCCAGGCAAAGCAUCCCUGACCCAACAAAAGCAAAAUUCCACACACAUCAAGGUGCAUGUGUGUUUCAAUUCCCACCUGUCGGCUUCAUGUGGAAGCAGCGCACGAAUUUCUUUCGGAACGCUGACGGUAUCUGCAUGAACGGCCGUGAUGCAAGCGGCGAGGGCCACAGCAAGGAACUGCAUCACUCUCCCCCUCUCCAAGAAGUCGCCGAAACCCCACACAGCUGUGACGCCUCUGGUCAUCAGAUGUUCAGAGGCGUGCUGAUCUUCAGAUCUGCACACACAGGUGUUCAGAUCAGAACACACAAGAGCACAGCAGUGCAUCCUCUCGAAUCUCUCUUACCCCCAUCUCAUCCGUGCCUCAGACGGUUGAAAACGUUCUACGCUC